Molecule: messenger RNA, 4957 nt
Organism: Leptopilina heterotoma
Lineage: Eukaryota; Metazoa; Arthropoda; Insecta; Hymenoptera; Figitidae
Gene: Nup160
Product: nuclear pore complex protein Nup160 homolog
Exons: 14
Coding region: 127-4332 (1401 amino acids)
Cellular component (GO): nuclear pore
Molecular function (GO): structural constituent of nuclear pore
Source: RefSeq, a predicted model, not a curated record
AGUGAAGCUUUAUAACAAAUGUGCUUGGCGCGCUCAACGGUUGUAGACGUUGCAAAAUAUUUCCUUUUUUGUGCUUAUUUAAAUGAAAACUUAAUUAAAAGGUGUUAGUAAUAGUGAUAAGAGAUAAUGGAGUUUCCCCUCGGUUACAGGGAAGUCAUUCCAGACCAAACUGUACCUGAGAAGUGGAAGGAAAUCACCCUGAAUACCGGUGGAAGUCAAAGUACGUUACAGGACAUUAAAGUACCGGAAAGAGCGGGUGGUUAUUCGUACAAGGAUUGCUCGAAAUAUUUCACUCGUAAUCGUUUCAUUUAUUGGAGAAUAUGUCAUGAUAUUCUUGAAUUAGUUGAGCACAGUUUGGAUGUUAAUUUAGCGAAUUGUCGAGUGCGUUACAAGUUCACGGAUACACCAAUUUUGGAUGGUAUUUCAAUUCACGAAACAGCGAAUUCAGUUAUUAUUCUAAUUGCCACAGUGUCUAGUAUUCAUAAAUUGAGUUUCCCCCAUCCGGACAAAAUCCACAGACAGGAACCUUUGCUCGGCUCGCAUCCGGAUCUAAGUAUUCAAUCGAUUCUCAGUGAAGCAUCAGUGCAAACUGCAAGGGAUCCUCACACUUUUCACGUUAUUCCAACAGCUGGAACUACAAAUUCGCCGGUUCCACACGCGGCGGCAUCAUGGCUAACAUUACCGCAGGAGGAGGCUCUUUACGCUUUGGCGUACAGUUCGGGUACAAUACUUAUGUUACGCUUGGACACAAUGACGGGUCUUGUGCACAGUCACGAAUUAAAACAGGAUUCGAUAGUACCGCGUUUCCUGAGUGGAAUAGCGACUGCUUUUCGUGGUCGCAGUUCCGAGGGUCAAGUUCCAAUGGCACUUGAAAUCCACACAUGCGGCAAUGACACUUAUUUAUUUGCUCUGUGUCGCGAGGGAAAUGUUCGCAUGUGGUCAUCAAAUAAGGCGCAGUGCAUCGCCGUCACGGAUGUUGCCAUUGACAAUAAAGUCGCCUCACAAGGUGCGCAAGGUCACGUCCUCCGAAAGGCUGUCAGCUCCGAAAAUGAACUCUAUCUUGGAACUUAUCUCAAAUUUGGAAAUGGUUGCGAAUUCAGUAUUUUAAAACCGAUCCAGGACGCUGGGGUUUUUAAAUUUAUUCGCGUUUGUACACUCUUUGCUCCUGAUCAACACUUGGUGGACUUUUCGUUCACAACGACGAGACUGUGGGCCGUUUGGAGGACAACGGACAACGACACGGUGGCAGUGACACACGCACAAUUGCCAUUGAACGGAGCACAAAUCAGUUCCGAAUGGGAGACGGCAAUUCUGGAACAACCACCUGACAGGGAUUAUAUUGUAAGUGAUCCGGGAACGGAUCCACGGCAAGCUUAUGUUAAUUUUAUCUUCCAUCCGGGACAAUUUUCAUUGGCUGACAUAACACGAGCUCUUAGUAUUUAUCGACGUUCGAAUCUUAUUGCGGACAUAAGUUUAUCGCCGGCAGUACUCAAGGAACGUGUUUGCAUGGCAGUUGAGGCUGAUAUACAAGCAGAAGUUAUGGACUAUGAAUUAAUGGAUGAGGACUAUUUGGAAAUAGCGAAUCGUUGUUGGUCGAAAUUCUAUUCGUGCGUGGUGCAAUAUCACGUGAAUGGUUCGCGACCUGUUGGUUUAUUAUUGUUGCAAAAUGUUUACGGUGUUGCUUUAUUGAAGAAAUCGUCCUUCUCACUUUUACGACCAAUGGAGGCACUGGAGCAUUUAAUGCUCUCGAAUGAGAGGAGUUAUGUGUCGAGAUUUAAAACAACGCCCGUAUUAUCUCAGGAUGAUGGUAUUUGUCAGGAUUUGAUAAUGCUGAUGUCGUCACUUGUCAUGCUCGAGGAUCAGAUUUCCGAGGAAUUGAAAGCUAAUAUUGAACGGGAAUUGUAUAAUCUUAAGAGUCCGGAUAUUAUCGUUGAGGAUAUGCUCUCGAAACUUAUUUUAGAAACUGAUGAUCCGCUUUUGGACUACGAUUUUCAAACGGAGUUGAAUCAUAGACUGAAGAAUGUGAGAGAUGUUUCGAAAGCGAUGGCGAUGCUAUUGGAGGCGUUGACUUACGAUUUGGGACAGCCGAGUAAAUUGGAUCUUCAAGAUAAUCAGGAAGCGUCGCGAGCUUUAAUGAACGUCAGUCAUUUAUUUGGCAGUCAAUUGGGAAUUUCGACAAUUGCCGAGUCUGUGUCGCAAAUUACUCUCCUUAGAUUUUCGAUUUGUCGCGAUUUGUUGAUCCUCCAGCAGAUUAUUUUGACGAGACCGGAAUUAUUCAAUUCCUCAUCGUUACACGCAAUCAGAUCGACUUUAGCACCGAGAACUGUUGAACUUAUUCAAGCCUAUUUUGUUGUCAUUUGGAUUUGCGGCUCUAAUGCCACUUCUAAUCUUUCUCCAGCUCUACUGGAAACAAGUGUGCAGAGAUUGUCGUUAUUAAAAUUAACGGAUUCAAAAGUGAAUGUAAUACAACGACAGCAGAGAUCGCUGUCUCUAUUGGAAUUAUUCAUUCAAAGUGGAGGUGCAAAACACGCUCAAAAAUUGUUGGCAAAUACAUUACCGGAACCAUCAGCUUUAAUUUUAUGGCACUAUGGAAUGCUGACGCAUUCUACUCUCAUCGCACAACUUGUUUGGCCAAGAUCGGGAAAUUUCAUUUUUCCAAAAUGGCUCCUGUCGAGCUGUCAAUUUCUCCUUGUUCAGGAGUACGUUCGUCUCCUAAGUAAUUGGUGUGAAUGGAACAGUGCCUCGAGGAAAUUUAUUCUAGCCGUUUCACUUUUGGAAAUGGGCGAACCGCAAAAGGCGUGCGAUCAAUUUCUUCGCUCGUCAAAUGGUGUAUUAACGGAUCAGUUUAUUGCUGACAAAUUUCUGGAACCAACAUCAAUAACGGAGAAUAAUGCUCUCGUCAAUUAUUAUUUAAAAGUUAUUGAACUUUUCGAUCAGCAUAAUGCGUCGGAUUGUGUUAUUGAAUUGGCCGAGACGGCAAUUGCAAUUGCUGAUAGAAAUGAUCCAAAUUUACCGACAUUACAUUCCAUUGUUUUUGCUCAACAUCUCAAUUUGGGGCAUCACGUUGAGGCUUAUCAUUGUUUGAAUUCAAAUCCCGAUUCAGCGAGACGUGUUGAUUGUUUAAGACAACUUGUUGUCACACUUUUCGAAAGAAAGAAACUCGUUGAUCUUGUUUCGUUUCCAUAUGUCGAUAUGUAUGAAGAUUUGGAGAGAAUUGUUGAGGGCCGAGCGAGGAGUGUCGAUUUAAUGGAGAAUAAUUAUUAUAAUUUCUUGUACAGUUUCCAUGUUAAUAAGGGAAAUUUCCGGAAAGCUGGAUCGGUAAUGUAUGAGCAAGCGAUGCGUUUGGGACAGGAAUCGCAUUCGGCGCCGAUUAUUUCGAAACAGGCGCAAUGCCUCUUGGCUUGUAUAAAUUGUUUGAGUUUGGUUAAUGAAAAAUAUCGUUGGAUCGUCAGGCCUGUUGUUGAUCAAUCUUUUUAUGAAGAAAAAAAUCCAAAGACGAAACGAAGUAUCGAUGGAAAGGAAGUGCUUCAUUAUAAGGUGAAGAGACAAGUGGAAGUUGUUGAAUUGAAGGAUAUCAAGAAGGAAUAUUACAUCGUUGAGGCAAGAUUGAAACUAUCGAAACUCAAUUCCGAAUUGCUUGUUGUCGCACAAGUCGGACCUGAUGAGUUGAUAGCUAUUUUGUCGAGCGUUGGAUUGUACGUGACGGCUUUGCAUUUAUGUGAACAAUUCGGAAUUGGAAAAGGCUCCGUACUUGAAAGUUUAGCUUCACAGUGCGUGAGAUUGAGUCAACAAGAUGAUCCAAAAGCUUGGGAUUGGCUUAUUCUCAAUGAUGUCUUUGAUAUUACAUUAUCAGCAUCAAAUGUGGCGAAUAUUGCUUGGAAAUUAUUGGAGCAUUUAACAUUGACGCAUGAGAAGGAGAAUCAAAGUGAAUUACAUAAAGGAGUUGCCAAAAAACUUCUUCAUCAUGGAGCAUUUAUUCCAGCUUGGCUUAUGUCUUCCUAUAAGAAACGAAAUGCCGCUGAAUUGCUACGACUUUUAUUGAACAUGGGUCGAAUACUCGAGGCAAGUGAACUUGCGAUUGAUUUUAUAAGAGCAAUUUUGGGCAAAGGAAUGGAACACUUUGAUUUUGAAUCACCUCUCGUGGCAACAAAACCUCCCGUUUGGUUACCAUUAAAUACUGUCGAACUUUUAUUAUUGGAAUUAGAACACGCAAGUAAUGAAGAUAAAAGUUAUAUCGAGACCUACGAUGAUUUGAAGGACACUUUGGAAGAUUAUAUCGAAAUUGUAAAACGCGUGUCAGUUGAUAUGAUACAAUACAGAACACUUUCUUAACAAAAAUAUUCUUUUUUAUUUUCAGAUUUCAAUCGAUUUCCGUAAUAAACGACUGAUUUUCACUGGCACAAAAGAAAAUGAUUUAUCAAAAAAAAAGAAUGAUCUAUUUUUCCGUGAAAAUUUCUUGUAAAUAUCUCCUCUUUUUUUUACUUCUCAAUGUCUACACAAUAUUAGAUAAUUUUCUUCUUCAAUGUUCACAAUUUAUUAAUUUAUACGUUUAUAAUUUUAAAAGUCAACAAUAAUUUUUUCAAACAGUUAAAAAAAAUGUGUGCCAAUAACUUGACUAAGAUAGAAAAACAAAUUUUGCACGUUUUUUUUUUUGUUUUUAAAUAAUCUCUUUCUUUUCAAAGUGAAAUAGAAAAAUUAGUAAAUAAUAUUUUGUUAGUAUUUUUAUAAGCAAUAUAAUUGUCGAGAAUUAAUUUGAAAAUUUCGUAUUUUUAUGUUGAGUUGGGUUUUUUUUAUUUUGUUAAAUUUGACUUUCAAUUUUUUUUUUUCUGUAUGAAUUGUUGUCAUCGUUUAUGGUGAUAUUUAUACUUAGUAAAUAAGCAACGUAAUUGGCAAAAGUCAUUUUUGUAAAGGAACAAUACUUUGAUAACUGAAUAAAAGUAAAACUUUUGUAAAUUUA